AUGUCAAAGCCAAACAAGCUUUCUUUUGCCUCUAAUUCAUCUGACCAUGAUUCUCAAUCUUCAACGUGUGAUCUCAUUUUCCCUAUCUUUAAAAUAUCAAAAAAGAUCAAAAAAGCUCAUAUUGCUCCGUCAACGAGCCAAAAGGCAUCAGUCUUUUUAACUGCAGUAUUAGAAUAUCUCACAGCUGAAGUUCUUGAUAUAGCAGGAGAUGUUUCUUUGCAAAGACAAAAAAAGUGUAUAAAACCAUCACACAUUAAACAUGCCAUAAGUCAUGAUGAAGAAUUAGGAACAUUAUUAGGUGAUAUAAGCUUAAGAGGCGCUGCAUAUGGAACUGAGCUUGCGAAUGCAACUUCUUCAUGGGUUUGCUUUUUAAUAGGGAGAGCUUGAUAGCCUGACAUCGACUCAGGAAAAUUUUUGAUAAUUCAUGCUUCCUCUACACUAUCGAAAAAUCUCGAUCAAAUUUUUCCAGGGCAACUCUCGCACUAUCCAAAAAUCCGGUCAAAUGAUAUGUAGCCCUUCUUCACAAUCUUUUAGUGAAUCUUCAACAAAUUCUCAUUCCUCUCAAUCUUUAUCUGAUCAAGACUAG
Messenger RNA from Blepharisma stoltei, 586 nucleotides. The record is from the annotation of a GenBank genome assembly. Lineage: Eukaryota; Ciliophora; Heterotrichea; Heterotrichida; Blepharismidae.